Babesia bovis T2Bo is the source of this 1508-nucleotide messenger RNA. RefSeq lists its product as uncharacterized. The coding region runs from base 66 to 1436 and encodes 456 amino acids. Gene Ontology annotation, cellular component: Cdc73/Paf1 complex. The record is from RefSeq and is a predicted model, not a curated record. Gene Ontology annotation, biological process: transcription elongation by RNA polymerase II; positive regulation of transcription elongation by RNA polymerase II. Gene Ontology annotation, molecular function: RNA polymerase II complex binding. NCBI's taxonomy places the organism in Eukaryota, Apicomplexa, Aconoidasida, Piroplasmida, Babesiidae. The transcript is spliced from 5 exons.
AACGCAAUUAACGUAUACCCUGAUACACCAAAAUAUACACUGGUUGUAAUAUCGCAGCGGCAAAGAUGGAUGGAACCCAGGAGCUAUUUGAUAGUACAUGGGCUACACAUAAGUCUAAUGCUGCCUACUGGGCGGACAAGGGUUCCAUGCCGGCAAUAUUGGUCUUGAAGAAGCUAUGUAGCGCUGGAAGCGGUGUUGAAUUUACUAUAGAAUCUUCCGGCGUUCUGCUAUGCCAGAUUCCUGACCAGAACAUCGCAGUAAACAUGUUGGACCCUAGUGGAAUUUGCAGUCGUCGUGGCGAAGCGUACUCUAUAGGCGAUGUGAUUCUCUUGUUGUGCAUUCGCAGGACAGACUACAGUUACAGCUCCAUUACUCAGCGUGGAUUCAAGUACGUCAACGUACUGGAGCGAGACCGCAUCAAGUCGAUAUUAACUGACCCUGACACUGCGCCUGAGUUGUUGGAAGCCAAGGUACGCUACACAGUGUUGAACGAUGAUCUAGGCAACAUUGGUCCCAGUGACCCUGACGAGGAGCAUAGUAAAGUACCCGUACACCAGGACAAGUGCAAACGUUCGGUCAGUGAGGUGUUGACCAUGGUCGAUGGGUGGCGUACCGACUUCAUGGGUACAUGUGCUGAAGAAGGCUCUGACACCUACAAGGUUGCUAGAAAGAAGUACCGCAACCUAUGUGUGUUUGCUGCUAGUGUACUGGACCGUCCUUUGAGGACCCGGAUAUCGCUGCUAACAGCUUAUGGCGAGGGCUUUGAGCGUGUGCUGCAGAAGCUGGAUUCCGUAGAGUCACUCAAGUCCGAGCCUCAGUCACGUCCAGCAAAGAAGCUGGUGGUCAACGUCCUCCGACCACAGCAUAAGAUGCGAGUUCUCGACGAGAUUUGCAGCAAGUAUCGGAAGAAGCCUGUUAUCAUAGUGCCCAGUAGUUCCAUGUCACUUUUAUGUCGCCAGAACAUCAAGCAGCUGCUUGAGGACCACCAGUUUGUGGAUGCCCAGGAGUCAGUGCGUACUGGUGGCCCUGUGACGUCCACGCUGCCCAUGAACGCCGUGGAGGUUGUGCAUAACAUCUGUGGUCGGGCCAUAAAGUUCCGUGUUGUUGAGAGUUCUUACACUAGCAAAUUCACGACUUCUGAUUGGAUCAGUGUCGUUUGCGUGGUAUUGAACGUCAAGGGCGGCCAAUGGCAGUUCAAGGGCUACCCUUUUGAAUCGUUGGUGGACAUAUUCGUGACGAUGAAGGGUGUCUUGUUCACUUACGACACUGACAGUGUGCCCGCCGAGAUGAGCAACUGGGACGUGAAGGUACUUCGCAUAAACCGUAGCCAUCGUCACCAUGACGCUUCCAUUGCCAAGGAGUUUUGGGAGUACUUGGAGAGCUUUCUUCUUCAGCCUCGUCAGCGCAAGAUACACUCGUCCAAGAGGCUUUCGUGAGCACCACCUCGGCGAGAUAGUAGUAAUGAUCCCAUCAACUGACUACACUAAUUCUUAAAGUAGAGAUAGGUG